Messenger RNA from Filobasidium floriforme, 847 nucleotides. RefSeq names its product Snf7-domain-containing protein. The transcript has 6 exons. Lineage: Eukaryota; Fungi; Basidiomycota; Tremellomycetes; Filobasidiales; Filobasidiaceae. Gene Ontology annotation, cellular component: ESCRT III complex; multivesicular body. The record is from RefSeq and is a predicted model, not a curated record. The coding region runs from base 121 to 741 and encodes 206 amino acids. Gene Ontology annotation, biological process: endosome transport via multivesicular body sorting pathway; late endosome to vacuole transport; protein transport.
UGCGUUGGGCGGCGUCGAUCCCAUCGAUAACGUUCCCCUUUCUCAUGCUCGAAAGACCGGCUUACCAUCUCAUGAUUGACAUUGACAUUUCUUACGUUCUUAGCUUACAUCCACGAUACCAUGAGCAAUCUAGAGAAAUCGCUGUUCCAGCUAAAGUUCACGGCCAAGUCUCUGCAAAGGCAGGCCAAGAAGGCAACGAAGGACGAAGGUCUCGAGAAGGCGAAGCUGAAGAAGGCUCUUCAACAAGGAAACACUGAAGGAGCACGCAUAUACGCAUCUAACGCCAUCAGGAAGAAGACCGAAUCGCUCAAUCUGCUACGUCUAUCUUCCCGACUCGAUGCCGUUGCCAGCCGGGUGGAGACCGCAGUGACGAUGCGUCAAGUAACAGGGAGCAUGGGACAGGUCGUAAAGGGGAUGGACAAGGCUAUGGAGAGCAUGAAUCUCGAGAGAAUCUCGGCCGUGAUGGACAAGUUCGAAACGCAGUUCUCCGACCUGGACGUCCAAACUUCUUACAUGGAGGGAGCAAUGUCCAGCACCACCGCCGUGGCAACGCCUCAGGAUCAGGUGGACCUCCUCAUCAAUCAGGUUGCAGACGAGGCCGGGCUAGAGAAACAGCAAGAGCUUGGCAACAGCGUGCCUGCGGGUAGCAUUAAAGAAGCGGAACCUGUUGCAGCGACACCAGUCGGUGAAGAAGAUGGACGACUGGCACAGAGACUCAGGGCGCUGAGGCCCGCAACAUGAAAUAACCCUUACAUACAAGCUCGGUCUCGAUAUCCUCGGUUGUAAACACUACGCAUCAUUCGCUCGUCUGGAUCCGUAUGACAUGAAAUACCUUUUUGCGUAAAAC